AUGUUUGCCAAGCAGCGAUUCUUCUGCGACGGAUUGCCGCGUGACAUUUGGAGACAGUGCAAGGAUGAGCUACGAUGCCUCAAAUGCAUGAAAACGUAUUGUGACUGGCGUAGCCUACGGAAGCAUAUGAACUUCUUCUGUCAGAUGGAACCGCUCUUUCCGUGCCCAUACUGCUCCCACAGAGCCAGAAUUCCUACCUUGUUGAAGUAUCAUAUUGUUCGAUUCGAUCCGGCCGCGCAGCAAUCCGAGGAUCUUGGGGAAUUCAUAGGCAAACCCACCUUUAUAUGUCCGAAGUGUGGAAAGGGCUAUGCGUGGAAGGCGAGCCUCCAGCGUCACCUGAGCACCGUAUGUGGUACACCGCCCAUGAUUUUCUGCAAUCUCUGCGGAUACAAGACCAGUCGUAAGGAUGUUCUCUUCAGGCAUAUGCGGCACGUGCAUCCGAGAUCACAGUAG
This is a messenger RNA of Cyphomyrmex costatus, 453 nucleotides long. RefSeq names its product zinc finger protein 576-like. Bases 1 to 453 code for a protein of 150 amino acids. The transcript has 3 exons. NCBI's taxonomy places the organism in Eukaryota, Metazoa, Arthropoda, Insecta, Hymenoptera, Formicidae. The record is from RefSeq and is a predicted model, not a curated record.